AUGCGACUCAACUAUGUCUCCAACCCUCCUACAGGCCUGGAAGCCGACGAUGAAGCUAUAGUGGAACGUAUCAAAGCCCGUCGAGGAGCUAAGGGUCUGAUACCAUUGGAUCUGACACUAUUACACGCUCCAAAGGUCGCAGAUGGCUGCAACGCCCUCUUCGCCGCAGUCCGAACCAAAACUUCCCUCACAGACGAAAUCCUCGAAAUAGCCAUCUGCCGCACAUGUCUCGUCCUCGGCGCCUGGCACGAAUGGAACGGCCAUGUUCCGAAACUCCUCGCCUCCACAGCUUUUCCCGGCGAAAGUGGUCUAGAGAUCGUCAAAGCCGUCCAUUUAAUUUCCCCAGGUCCUUUGAACGCGCGGCAAUGGGCUGCAUUGAAUUAUGCAGACCACAUGUCGAGAGCUGUUGCAGUUCCUAAUGACGUAUUCGAACAGUUGGGCAAGGCAGGCUUCAGUGAGAAGGAAAUUGUGGAAUUGACGACGCUGAUUGGGGCGUACAACAUGAUUGGACGGGUGUUUGUUGCUCUGGAUAUUGCGGAGGCGAAUGAGAAGCCACCACAAUGGAUAGCUCAGUGA
Molecule: messenger RNA, 576 nt
Organism: Cercospora beticola
Lineage: Eukaryota; Fungi; Ascomycota; Dothideomycetes; Mycosphaerellales; Mycosphaerellaceae
Product: carboxymuconolactone decarboxylase family protein
Source: RefSeq, a predicted model, not a curated record